AUGCCUGGCAUCAGCAAUAUGCCCCUCACUGAGAAAUCGGUCACUACCAUAUCUGCAGCUGAGAGUCUGGGUGGCGAUCCAACCAAGGAUACAAAUCACGGUAGCAACAGCCCAUACGGAUUCUACAUUGACAACAAAGGCAUCGACUGCGAUGUCAUCGAACGCCUCCGCCACCAAGUUGUUGACAGCGCUAGGACCAGCGAUGAGGAUCAUCUCGCCGACUUUUUGGGUGUCUCAGAUGGUGACGUCUUUGUACCGUGCGCCCAACGCUACGUCUUAGGGCCAGAGACCAUUCCGGCUUUGGUCGAUGGCACGUUCGCUGAAGUUCCUCGUGGGGCUCGGUUCAUCCUUGCAGGCGCCAACAACGUUUUCUGCCAGAGCGAAGCCAAGGAUAAGAUCCUAGCUGAGCUUGACGCCGCAGGUAUUUUUAUGUUGCCCGAAUGGGUUAGCAACUCGGGAACAGCCAACCUGUUCAUGAGAGCCUGCAGUGGUCUUGCGUUGGAAGGUUAUGGAGCACCCACUCUUGAAGCAUGUGCCAAUGACUCAAGGGCUUUCGUAAAUAGCCUUUUCACCAAUGUAGCAAGCAGUGCAGAUGCAACAGCUCUGUGGAUUGCUUGUGAGAACCUGGCAGGUUUUCGUAGACAAUUUGGCGCAGUCAAUCUUCUGGGCAUUAAGAAGAUGUCACAUCUGACUCUCACGACCCCCAACGUCCCACGCGCAAUUGAGACCAUAACAAAGGUGUACGGCGCCAGCGUUAGCCCUGAUGGAAGUCUGCAUCAACUGCCGGGCGCAGGUGAUCCAACGUUAAGCAUCAACCAAGCACCGGAGGGCGCCGGGCCUACUGACAUCGGACUUUCUGUCCAGUUCUGUGUCUACAAUCUGGAAAGAGCUCGUAGCGUACUCAGCAGUGAAAGCAUCUCCUUCGAAGAGAUAAAGUCUAAAGAUAGUUCUCCCGAGCAUGUGCUGAGCUUGAUUGACGGUUCAACUGGUCAGAUCGAUCACUACGCAGCCAUCAUGCCUGGCUCAACAGCCGCAAGGAUAUUCCACGAGUACAUGCUGGGUUUCACACCAGUGCGAACCUUUACAGUCAGGGCGGGUGCCACUGCGGAAAGUGACGACGGGCUGAUGCAUGUUAUGGGUCUUCCGUCCGACGCCAGCCGCGUCAUGGUUCUCACCGAAGGUCUCACUCAGGAAUCAGUCUUUUACAAGCUUAUGGAGAGCCACCACGGGCCAUACCUCCACCAUAUGGCUCUUCAAGUCGACAAUGUUGAUCUUGUCUUUGACGAGGUCAGGCGGAAAGGAUGGGAAACAACCGCUGAAGAGCCGAGCUUUGACCUCGCUACAGGCCUUCGGCAUUUCUUUCUGAAAGAGGAGGAGACAGGAUGCAUCUUGGAGUUCAUUGGCCGUAAGGCGGAGAAUGCAGGGGCCUAUGGGAGCGGGUCAUCUGAAUUUGGCAUUGGGAACAUUGUGGCCCUGCUAGGACUCUAG
This is a messenger RNA of Fusarium redolens, 1488 nucleotides long. RefSeq lists its product as uncharacterized. The transcript is spliced from 2 exons. The record is from RefSeq and is a predicted model, not a curated record. Bases 1 to 1488 code for a protein of 495 amino acids. NCBI's taxonomy places the organism in Eukaryota, Fungi, Ascomycota, Sordariomycetes, Hypocreales, Nectriaceae.